GCUUUUCAUUUUUGGACGAGGGAUUGACGUGGCGACGCCAUUGAAUGCUUACAAUUCCACGUAGGAAGAUAUUGUAAAAUCUUAUAACAUCGCAUUUUCUAUCUGAAGGUCUUACCUUAAAAUUGGUUAGAUAUGUGGCAUAAUGUUUUAACAACCCUUUUCCUUCUUUUAACGUUUAUUUUGACAACAUUAGCGGACGAACAUGACCAUAAAUACAAGGACAGUGAGGAGGUUGUAUUGUGGAUGAAUACAGUUGGUCCAUACCACAACAGGCAGGAGACCUAUGGUUACUUUUCACUACCAUUCUGUAGAGGGCCUAAGGAUACCAUCAGUCAUUACCAUGAAACACUUGGUGAAAACUUGCAAGGAGUGGAGCUUGAGUUCAGUGGCCUUGAUAUUGAUUAUAAAGUUGAUUUUCCUCAAACCAAGUACUGCGAGGUUAAAAUCACUGAAGAUAAAUUAAAGGCGUUCAUCUAUGCAGUUAAGAAUCACUAUUGGUAUCAAAUGUACAUUGAUGACCUACCAAUAUGGGGCAUUGUGGGAGAGAUUGAUGAAGGCGGUCAGGAUUUCUACAUAUGGACGCACAAGAAAUUUGACAUUGGUUACAAUAAUGAUCAGAUUGUAGAUGUGAACCUUACCAGUGAAGUCAAGGUGAAACUCGAAGCUAAUGUAGAGAUCCCAUUUACAUAUCAAGUGCAGUGGAAGAAAUCUAAUGUACUCUAUAACAAACGCUUUGAUAAAUAUCUUGACCCCAACUUCUUUCAGCACCGGAUCCAUUGGUUCUCAAUUUUCAACUCGUUUAUGAUGGUUAUCUUUCUGGUUGGUCUUGUUUCCAUGAUUUUAAUGAGAACGUUACGCAAAGAUUAUGCACGUUACAGCAAGGAUGAUGAUCUAGAUGACAUGGAAAGGGAUUUAGGUGAUGAGUAUGGCUGGAAACAAGUUCAUGGUGAUGUGUUCCGGCCGGCCUCCUAUCCGAUGUUUUUCUCAGCACUAAUUGGCAGUGGAUACCAUAUCUCUGCUGUUGUUUUCACCGUUAUUAUGUUUGCAAUUACUGGACAUCUUUAUGAAGAACGAGGGUCUCUACUUGGGACGUCUAUAUUUGUGUAUGCAGCUACAUCACCAGUAAAUGGUUACUUUGGCGGUAGUCUGUACUCUAGAAUGGCAGGUAAAGUGUGGAUCAAGCAGAUGGUGAUGUCAGCAUUCUUACUGCCGUUGCUUGUGUGUGGCAAUGCUUUUUUCAUCAAUUUCAUAGCUAUUUAUUACCAUGCAUCAAGGGCAAUUCCAUUUGGUACAAUGAUUGCUGUAGCCUGUAUCUGCCUGUUUGUGAUCUUGCCUCUUACGCUGGUGGGGACCAUAGUUGGUCGUGCCAUUGCAGGACAGCCGAACCAUCCAUGCCGUGUGAAUGCAGUGCCAAGGCCCAUUCCUGAGAAGAAGUGGUUCAUGGAACCAUUUGUCAUCGUCAUGUUAGGUGGUGUUCUGCCUUUCGGAUCAAUAUUUAUUGAAAUGUAUUUCAUCUUCACAUCCUUCUGGGCCUACAAGAUAUAUUACGUGUUUGGUUUCAUGCUACUUGUGUUCAUCAUCUUGAUUGUGGUCACUGUCUGUGUUACCAUUGUUUGCACUUAUUUCCUCCUCAAUGCUGAGGACUAUAGAUGGCAGUGGACAAGCUUUUUGGCAGCCGGCUCUACAGCACUCUACGUAUAUAUUUAUUCCUUCUACUAUUUUUUCUUCAAAACAAAGAUGUAUGGCUUAUUUCAAACAAUGUUCUACUUUGGCUACAUGGCCAUAUUCAGUAUAGGACUGGGAAUCAUGUGUGGCACAUUUGGAUACGUCGGAACAAAUACUUUUGUAAGGAAAAUCUACUCAACUGUGAAGAUCGAUUGAGCCUGAAUUAUCAAGCAAGUAACAAAAUGAUGAUGUUUAGAUUCUUGGACUGGUGACAGCACGUACAGAGGGUUCCCGAACUGGAAUGGGUUUGCAGCUGACAGCCUCACAAGAUCUGUGCUUUUCGUAUCUUCUUUAGCUUAUUAUAUCCAAAAUAGUUGCUGAUAGUAGCAAAUGUAUGAAUUUAAACCAAUUAACCAUUGUUUUUCAUUUUAUAUUUCUUUUUUUUUUUUUAAUCAGUUAUAAAUAUUGCUUCAUUUAAUUGGAUAUGAGUACAGUACUGGCAGGACAUCAGUGAAUUAGACUGGAUGUUAGUAACUGUAAAAAAAAAUGAUUAGGACAGAGAAAAAUGGAGCAGGAUAUUUUAUUACUCGCACCACGAACAGACAGAGUAAAAAUAGUUUGUGUUAAUUUGUGAAACAAAUAAACGUGCAACAGUACGCUCUGUCGUUGUUACAGUGUAUUGUACAGUAUUAUGGAUGCAAAUGUCCUUUACAACAUCUAUGCGCAAUGAAAAAUGAAAUUUAUGAUUUCACAAAGUAACACAAAAAUUGUGUUAGUUCGUAGUUUGAGUGACGUUUUUGUGAAUAGAGAGAGUAAAAAAACCUGUUAAACUGAAGUAAUCUAUUCAUAGUUAAAACAUGAUUGAUUCUGUGGGAGACUGAACAGUUUACCUGUUUGUACAUAAGAAAUGCUAGCUAUAAAUAUUAAUGUCUCUGUAAAAAUUGUGUAAAAUCUUUUUGUCAUAUUUACGUGGUAUUGUGUGGUUUGCUUGCAUGGCAAUACUUAGGCUAGCAAGUUUAUAACUAUAUUUUAAUUGAUGAUUUCCUCGCCACAGUAAUUUGGAUAGCUGAUUUUGCUGUAUAUGAGUGUAAAUCGGAUUAAGAACAUGGGUUGUGUAUGAUAAUUAGCAGCAUAUUGAAAAACAGAAAUUUCCAGAUAAUCUGGUAUUAAUAAUUAUUUAUGAUGCACUCUACCUUGGUUUUCAUACUUUUCUAACUUAUGGUAAACCCUACCUAUGAUGGAGGUAUGCAUCUCAGUACAGGCAUCAUAUAUUUUUUUUUUUAUUACAGUAUUAGCAUUCAGAAAUGCUUUUAAAUGAAUAGACAACAUAUUUAUCAAUGUUAGUACUAUCAUGGUGCUUGAUAAAGUACCAGGAUAGUAUAUGCAUUGAAUAUUUCUAAGCUUUUUAAUCAGACAACUGCAUUAAUGUUAUAUGUUUAAAGAGGGUAAUCCAUAUACCCUGAAUAAUUGUUGAUGUUAUUGGUUCUGUUAUGCAUUAUAGAAGGUAGACCCGAAGAAAAAAAAAAAAAUUCUACUUAUAUAGUAAAGUUGUAAUAAAUGAGAGUGAAAGCAAAGCAACAUGGAUUGUAACUAUUUACAGGGUUCUCGCCAUGCUAGUCGGCCCCGAAAAAUAAAAAUUGUUGGUAUCAAGUACAAAAUUUAUUUUUAUUCGCUAACAAUUGAACUUGAUUAUACUUGUACUGACAAGAAGCCUUAUUCAGUGUCAGUGUGGCCAAUGUCCGACGUGUUUGGUGUGAAGUUUUCUGGCCUGACUAGUCUGUGCGCACUUCCCUACUUCGCCUGAUUGGCGCCCAUCACCUGUGACCUGGCUGGUAAUGAGUAAUGAGUCUAUCUAUAAUUAAUAUAUAUAAGCUUCACUUUAAAGUAUAUCAAUCAAAAUGAAGAAAAUGAUUGCAUAAUGAAAACAUAAUGUGGUAUUCCAGUCCACUGCCAUUUAUUGUACCAUGCAAAUUAAUGGCAUUGAAAGAUACCAUACAUUUACACUGACAUUACAUGGUACCGAUACUAAGUGUGUCCAUUGUAUUGCAAGAUAACGCGCUAAUACAAUGUUAUAAUUCACAGCAUUCCAUGGUACCAUGUCUACUCCACUGCAUUAUAUGAUACCAUGGUACACCACUGAAUUAUGUGGUACCAUGCAACUUCACUGCAUGAUCAUGCUAGAUCACUGAAUUGCGUGGGACCAAGCUAAUUCACUGCAUUUGCAUAAUACCAUGCAAGAUCACUGAAUUUUAUGGUACAUUGUUAAUUCACUAAAUUGCAUGGCUCAUGGUACCAUGACCGUACAUUACAUAGCACCGUGCUAAUCUACUGUAAUAUCAUGGUACCUUGCUAAUAAUCUGCUGCAAUCGUAUUGGUACCAUAUUAGUUCACUGUUUUGCAUGGUACAGUAUCUUGCAAAUCCAUUGCAUAUUAUUUACUGCAUUGCACAGUGAAUUAUUGCAUCAAGUUGAUUUACCUGCAUUUUGUUAUCUGCUACCUGCAUUAUUUGCUACCAUAGAAGUGACAUGUAAUCAUAAUUGUGUGCUUAUUUGAUCAUUUAUUAUUUAAUAUGACGAAUAAUAAUCAUACUGAAGACAUAAAACAUGAAGUUUAAUGCUUUUUCUCUGUUAAAUUUGUUUCAGUUUUCAGUAUAUUGUAAAAAAAAUUGUCUUAGUUUAAUAGACCAUUAAUAUGAUUGACAUUGUUCUAAAAACCUUAGACUAGAAAAUGGAUACCCAUUUUUUUUACCUAUAUAUUUGUCUCCCUUUAUAUACAAAUAUUUAAAGGCUUAUUUUCUAUAUACAUUUAUAGUGUAUAUAAUAAUUCAUAUUCUUUACAGUUGGGUAAUAUCCUUUCUUUGAUAUUUGGUGCAAUAUUGCUAUGUAAUUACCACAAGUAAAUGAUCAAAUGAGUUCCAAUUGUUUAAAUUGCAAAAUAGAUGAUCCAGCAAAAACGUGGGGAUGUCUUGUAACACUCUGUUCAUAUACGUGGUCACAUGCAAUUAGAUAACAUUUAUUUUAACUGAUUAUUUUUUUAUAAUUAUUAUAAAUUCUCUAAAAGCAGUCAUUGGAUUUUUCUAAUUUUUUUUUUUCAAUUUCUGUUUUUUUCUUGGUAUAUCAGGCCUGAUGUUACUGUCAAUAUUGACAAGAGGCGGCCACAAUAUUUGAUUAAUUUAAAAUUCAUGAAAUAUUCGCGACUAGGGCUGAAACAUGGCGUAAGCCACUUCACAGCCUCUCAACAGUGCAAGCUGGGGUAACUCAUGGCCAGCCGAGGAUUGUCAGCUUGAACCCUCGGCAACAAGGUUCACAACCUGAAAGGAAUUUGCUGAGCCAAACCGUGUUUAAAAAGCUAUAUAAAUAAUAAUAAUUACUACAGUUGAGGAUGUUUUUUAUAUUUUGCCUAUUUCAUUUGCAAAAUAUAUAUUAUUUAAGCGCAUAGAGGUAUAUUACAUUAUGCGCUAUAUAAAUUGACAAUUAUUAUAAACAUUGUUUGAUAAUGUAGUUGUUUUCCAGGUCAUUAUCAAUAAUGGAGGUUAUCCGUUAUUUUCAUCGGAGUAUUGUUUUUGUGAUCUCUCUCCCCCUGAUAGACUACACAAUCAAAUUAAUUUAUCAUAUUCAUUAAACAGAAAGUACAUAUGCCUAUUCUGUAAACUUUGUCCAACCCUCCUAAAGAAUAUGUUUUAUACUCUUGCGAACAUGAUGGAAAUAAUAGAUGAUUUCUAAAUGAUCAGUCUUAACAAUUUGUUUAAUUAAUUAUUUUGUUUGAAACUUAAUAUGUAAUGGUCUCUUUGUACUUGGAAAUUUGGUUGCUGGUUGUCUGCUGUUUUCUUUUUGUUUUGUUUUGAUAAAGCACAAUUUUGUUGUAUUAUAGAUAAGAAUGAAAUUAUCAUAUUUUAUUAGAAUCAUAAUAAUAGAUAUUCUUUGAUAAAAUAAUUUGAGAAUAUCAAUACUUAAGGGUUUGAGCAUUCGUUUUCGCUGUUAUAAUUCCACAAGUUUUUUUCUCAGUAGAUUUAUUGAUUAAAACAAACCACGUCAUAAGUGAA
Anneissia japonica is the source of this 5707-nucleotide messenger RNA. RefSeq names its product transmembrane 9 superfamily member 3-like. Gene Ontology annotation, biological process: protein localization to membrane. Gene Ontology annotation, cellular component: membrane. The transcript has 11 exons. The coding region runs from base 133 to 1881 and encodes 582 amino acids. The record is from RefSeq and is a predicted model, not a curated record. NCBI's taxonomy places the organism in Eukaryota, Metazoa, Echinodermata, Crinoidea, Comatulida, Comatulidae.